Messenger RNA from Microsporum canis CBS 113480, 1830 nucleotides. RefSeq names its product acetylcholinesterase. The transcript has 5 exons. Lineage: Eukaryota; Fungi; Ascomycota; Eurotiomycetes; Onygenales; Arthrodermataceae. Bases 1 to 1830 code for a protein of 609 amino acids. The record is from RefSeq and is a predicted model, not a curated record.
AUGUUUUCCAGCCGGCGCCAGGCAAGAAUCGCGCUCGUCCUACUUGUGCUGGGCGCCGUCCUGGCUGCUGUCUUCUCGGGGGCUUCAUAUUCUUCCUCUUUCGGUGGCUAUGCUGGUGGCCCAGCGCUGAGAAACCUGCGCAGGUCGCUGCUCUAUGAACGCACCUUGACGGCUGUUCUACCAUCAUGGGCGCAUCUGACGACCUCUCUGCUACUUGCUCGCCAGGCUCCUACCGUCGUCUUGUCCCAGGGAACCGUUGUUGGCACCAUCCGCGACGAUGCUGAUUUCCCGCAGUCGCUCGAGGCCUUCCUGGGCGUCCCUUAUGCGCUCCCGCCGACGGGCCAACGACGCUUUGCCAGGCCUGAACCGGUCAAGAAGUCUUCGCAGACGAUUGAUGCCUCCAAAUAUGGCCUGCGAUGCAUCGCUGGCUCUCUCGACGGUCUCAUCCCUGACUGGGGCGAAGACUGCCUAAGUGCCAACAUAUUUCGUCCCAUGGAGACCAAGGCUGGUCAGAAGCUGCCUGUGCUCGUCUAUUUCCAUGGAGGAGCUUUUAAUCUGGGAGCUGGACGAUUUCAUGAUACGGCUGCUCUGCUGGCCUGGUCGGAGAAGCCAUUCGUUGCUCUGAAUUUUAAUUAUCGUCUUGGUGCCCUUGGUUUCUUAUCGUCAGACGUGAUGGCCGAUAAACGCCUGCUCAACGCCGGCCUAUACGACCAACUCCUGCUCCUCAAAUGGGUUCAGGAUAACAUCGAGCAAUUUGGAGGUGAUCCAAACCAGGUCACCAUCAUGGGUCUCUCGGCUGGUGCUCACUCGAUCAUGUAUAAGCAGCGUGGCUCUCGUCCGCUCUUCCAUCGAGCACUGCUGGAGUCUGGUGCCACUACUGCCAGGGCUGUCUAUCCGCCUGAUGCGCCCCUGCCCUCCGUGCAGUUUGACGAGUUUGUCGUUGCUGCUGGCUGCUCCGAUGUUGAUAGAGCAGAUAUCAUCUCCUGUCUUCGUGAAAAGCCCAUAAAGACCGUCGGCCAGGCCUCUAUCGACAUAUUCAACCGCUACAAUCCUUCUGACCGCUGGGCCUUCCAACCCGUCAUUGAUGGUGAGAUCAUCAGUGAAGCUCCUGUCCUUGCCUGGAUGUUCAACAGCUGGAACAAAAUCCCCAUCCUCACCGGUUUCAACACCGACGAGGGUUCCCCCUUUGCACCCUCCGGCAUGGACACCUCGGCAGAGUUCAACAAAUUCUUCACGGAUCUGAUACCAGCCUUGGAUGAUGCAGACAUCGACAUGCUGAACAAACUGUACCCUGACCCGGCCGUUGACUCUUCGUCACCAUAUCUUGAUACCCGUCCCAUCAGCGUUGGCUCACAGUACAAGCGGGCAACGGCUGCGUACGGCCAGUAUGCCUACAUCUGCCCCAUCCAACAGACCGCAUAUCACGCCUCUGCAGGCCAGACUCCCCCAGUUUUCCUCUACCACUGGGCCGUCAACACUACCGUCAGGGGCGGUGCAGGCCACGGAGAGCAGGUGUCGUAUGAGCUCUACAACCCCGGCAUCCGAAAGAUAUCCAAGACGCAAGAGUUGCUAGCGGGUUUCCUGCACGCCUACUUUACUUCCUUCGUCACGUCCGGAGACCCAAACGCUAUCGCUGGAAGAUACGCCGAUAGGCCCAAAUGGAUCCCAUUUAGCGCUAGAACUGAAAACAGCGUCAUGUUGAUGGGAGAAGGGAAUGAUGAGCGUGCCGGGGGCCAUGGUAUCGGUAUCCCCGCCCAGCUGGGAAAUAUAAGCUACACCAAGGAAGAGUGUGACUUUUGGUGGAAGAGGACUAUCUUGUCGGAGUCAUGA